UUGUUAUGUUUUGACUAUAGUUAUGGAUGUCCUACCUCUCUCCUGCUCUGGUCCGGAAAGGCCUUGAACUGACAUUGAAAAGCCUGAAGCUGGAUUACAUUGAUCUAUUCCUUAUCCACUGGCCUACAGGGUUAAAGCUAAGUGAAGGUGUGCUGUUUCCUAAGGAUGCAAGUGGAAACCUUCUAUACAGUGAUGUGGAUUUCUGUGAAACCUGGACGGUGAUGGAAUCCUGCAAAGAUGCUGGUUUAGUGCGAUCUAUCGGAGUGUCCAACUUUAACCACAAACAGCUAGAAACAUUGCUCAGGAUGCCCAAGCUGAAAUACAAGCCGGUGUGUAACCAGGUUGAAUGUCACCCAUACUUGAACCAGAGCAAACUUCUGAAAUACUGUAAAUCCAACAAUAUUGUUCUCGUGGGCUACAGUCCUUUGGGAUCAUCGCCAGAUCCUAAGUGGUUCAACCCAAACAAUCCCAUCCUUUUGAACGACCCCGAGCUGAGAAAGAUUGGUGAGAAACACAACAAAACAGCAGCUCAAGUAGCCCUCCGUUAUCAGAUACAACGUGAUGUUGUCAUUAUUCCAAAGAGUUUCAAUCCUGGACGGAUGAAGCAGAACAAAGAGAUCUUUGACUUCCAGCUGACAGAUGAAGAGAUGAAAGCUAUUGAUGGAAUAAACAAAAACUGCCGCUAUGUAAUUGUGAAACAGUUAAUUGAUCACCCUAAAUAUCCAUUUCACGAGGAAUAUUAGUGAGAUCUGCAGGUGAUGGAAUCUCUCACUGAUGCAACAUUCCUAAGUGGAUAUGUCAAGAGCAAAUUUUAAAUACCCUGGAGAAAAUAUUUUGACAUAAAGAUCAAUAAAAUAUAAGCAUUGUUAGAAA
Messenger RNA from Rhincodon typus (whale shark), 873 nucleotides. RefSeq names its product prostaglandin F synthase 2-like. Gene Ontology annotation, biological process: steroid metabolic process. Bases 27 to 743 code for a protein of 238 amino acids. The record is from RefSeq and is a predicted model, not a curated record. NCBI's taxonomy places the organism in Eukaryota, Metazoa, Chordata, Chondrichthyes, Orectolobiformes, Rhincodontidae. Gene Ontology annotation, cellular component: cytosol. The transcript is spliced from 7 exons. Gene Ontology annotation, molecular function: steroid dehydrogenase activity; aldose reductase (NADPH) activity; ketosteroid monooxygenase activity.